This is a messenger RNA of Quercus robur (English oak), 1899 nucleotides long. RefSeq lists its product as uncharacterized. Gene Ontology annotation, biological process: 7-methylguanosine mRNA capping; protein dephosphorylation. Gene Ontology annotation, molecular function: protein tyrosine/serine/threonine phosphatase activity; mRNA 5'-triphosphate monophosphatase activity; ATP binding. The record is from RefSeq and is a predicted model, not a curated record. Bases 1 to 1899 code for a protein of 632 amino acids. The transcript has a single exon. Lineage: Eukaryota; Viridiplantae; Streptophyta; Magnoliopsida; Fagales; Fagaceae.
AUGGAUGAAGAAUAUGAACAACGCAUAGAGUCUGCAGUUGAUAUAGCUCGCCACGAGCGCGACGAAAGACGCAAAAGAUUGAAAAGGGAACAAAACCCAGAUGAUCACAGACCAGUUUCAUAUAAUGAUAAAACCAGAACUAUUACUACUAUACCGUCCGGUUGGUUGGAAUGCCCUGCAGUUGGUGAAGAAAUAUGCGGUUUCAUAGUUCCUUCUAAGGUUCCGCUUUGUGAAUCCUUCGAAGUUCCUCCCGGAAAAAGAUACUCGUUGAAGCAACUGAUUCAUCGGCAGAGAGUUUUGGGAAGAAAGAUUGGUUUGGUGGUGGAUUUAACGAAUACUACUCGGUACUAUCCGGUGUCGGAUUUGAAGAACUUGGGCAUCAAGCAUGUUAAGAUUCAGUGCAAGGGUCGGGAUGCUGUACCCGAUAAUGUAUCUGUGAAUAAGUUUGUUCAUGAGGUCUCGCAAUUCAUAUCUCGUCAGAAAAGUCUCAAGUAUCAUGUUCUUGUUCACUGUACUCAUGGCCAUAAUCGCACCGGAUUUAUGAUUGUUCAUUAUAUUAUGCGCUCGCUUUUUCCUGGUUCUGUCAGUGUCACCCAGGCGAUCAAUGUGUUUGCCGAAGCUCGGCCUCCGGGAAUUUACAAAUCGGAAUAUAUUGAUGCGUUGUAUGCAUUUUAUCAUGAAAAGAAGCCUCGGGAUAUUGUUGUUUGCCCUCCAACUCCGGAGUGGAAAAGGUCUUCUGAUGAUUAUGGAGGCGGCUCGGCUGCUGAUCCAUUGUAUGAGACUCAUGAUGAGGAGAGAGAUGUAGUGAUAAUGAGCAAUGAUGAUGUACUAGGAGAUGAGAUACCUUGGGACCAGCAAGAUGCAAUGCGUAGUUUCUGCUAUCAAACGCUUAGGCUGGGUGUUGGGGCAAGAGGGAACACACAGUUUCCAGGGUCACACCCAGUUUCUCUUAACAAGGACAAUCUGCAGCUGUUGGGGCAACACUAUUAUUAUACCACAUGGAAAGCUGAUGGAACGCGAUAUAUGAUGCUGAUAACCAUAGAUGGGUGUUACUUGAUUGAUCGGAAUUUCAAUUUUCGACGAGUCCAGAUGAGGUUUCCUUGCAGAGACCAGACUCAUCACUAUACAUUACUUGAUGGGGAGAUGGUAAUUGAUUCUAUUAAGAAUACAGAUAAGAAAGAGAGAAGAUAUCUUAUCUAUGAUAUGAUGGCCAUUAAUCAAGUUUCUGUAAUAGAUUUGCCUUUCUAUGAACGCUGGAAGUUGCUUGAGAAAGAAGUGAUUGAACCUCGGAAUUAUGAACGGGCAAAUGUUCUCCAAUGUAGGAAUCCUUAUUAUAGAUAUGACCUUGAACCUUUUAGAGUGAGGAGGAAAGACUUUUGGUUGCUCUCUACUGUUAACAAGGUUUUGGAGCUAAAGCUUUCACAUGAAUCAGAUGGUCUUAUUUUUCAGGGUCGGGAUGAUCCUUAUGUUCCUCGCACACAUGAAGGCCUCUUGAAGUGGAAAUUUGCUAACAUGAACUCGGUUGAUUUUCUAUUUGAGGUGAAUGGUGAUAAUCGUCAGCUUCUUUUUCUGCAUGAACGAGGGAGGAAGAGACUGAUGGAAGGGAAUCGGGUUGCAUUCGAAGACGGUAUAGAUCCUUCUUCAUAUUCUGGAAAGAUUAUUGAGUGUUCAUGGGAUUCUGAAAAAGAUGAAUGGAUCUUCAUGCGGAUCAGACUAGAUAAAUCAGCUCCGAAUGAUUUCAAUACAUACAAGAAGGUAGUUCGGAGUAUAAGAGACAAUAUCACUAAGGACAUCUUGUUGAAUGAGAUUGGAGAGAUCAUUCGCCUGCCCAUGUAUGUUGAUAGGAUUCAAAAUGAUAGCAAAGCCCACCAUCAAACAAAUCUAGCUCCACACAGGUGA